UUAUCUUAUUAUAAUAUUUUCUGUGGCGAUUUCGCUUGCAGUUCGGUUGCAAUUGCUUAAUAUAAAAUAAUAAUAAAUUGUUAUUUUAGGUGCUAACUGCAAUAUUUGUUUUUAAGGAUGGCGGCUAAAGUGACCACUGGUUUAACUGGCUUGGUAGUUGCAAGCAAUCCUCAUCAUACCUUGGGAGCUCUUUACGGUAAAAUCUUACGAGCUAUUACUAAAAUGCCGCAAGAUGCUUCUUAUAGAAAGUACACUGAGAAAGUUGUUCAAAGUAGAUUGAAAGCAGUUGAAGCGAACAAGGAUAUUGCUGCCCUAGAAAAGGAAAUCGCAUGUGGUCAAGUAGAAGAACUGAUAGUACAAGCAGAGAACGAACUCAUUUUAGCUCGAAAAAUGUUGGGCUGGAAGCCUUGGGAAUCUUUGGUUAAACCAGCACCACCAAAACAAUGGAAUUGGCCACCCGCAAAAAUUGUUGAACCUAGGAUUUAAUCCAAAUGCUUUACUAUUAAAUAAUAAAGCAUUUAAUGCUAAAAAAUUUGAAUUUACAUCA
This is a messenger RNA of Ceratitis capitata (Mediterranean fruit fly), 547 nucleotides long. It is a transcript of the gene ND-13B, whose product is annotated as NADH dehydrogenase [ubiquinone] 1 alpha subcomplex subunit 5. The transcript is spliced from 3 exons. The record is from RefSeq and is a predicted model, not a curated record. Bases 118 to 486 code for a protein of 122 amino acids. Lineage: Eukaryota; Metazoa; Arthropoda; Insecta; Diptera; Tephritidae. Gene Ontology annotation, biological process: respiratory electron transport chain.